AUGUCCAAUAAUGGGACCUACGUCGUGCAGCCGGUGAAGGCAGGCGCCUCAACACCAUCCAAAACUUCCUUCCACUUCGCCGCAGGCCUCUGCUCCGGCCUUACCUCCUCCAUUCUCCUCCAACCCGCCGACCUUCUCAAAACCCGCGUCCAGCAAUCUCACAAAACCGCCGCCCUCCUCCCAACCCUCAAAGCCAUCCUCUCCUCCCCGAAUCCAGUGCGCGGACUAUGGCGCGGCACGCUGCCCUCAGCACUCCGCACGGGCUUCGGGUCCGCUCUCUACUUCACCAGCCUGAAUUCCCUGCGCCAAACACUCGCCCAAACCAAUGCGCCCUUCGCCCUUGCUAGCCCACCACCCGGUGGUAGCGCCGCCAAACAGACUUCCUCUUCCUCGGUGCUUCCGAAAUUGUCCAAUACGGCGAACUUGGCGACGGGGGCUGUUGCGCGCGUCGCGGCGGGGUUUGUCAUGAUGCCGGUCACCGUUCUGAAGGUGCGAUACGAGUCUGACUAUUACGCCUACCGGAGUUUAUGGAGCGCGGGUCGGGAUAUCCUGCGGACGGAAGGGAUGCGCGGUCUAUUCGCAGGAUUCGGCGCUACGGCUGCUCGCGAUGCACCGUAUGCCGGUUUAUAUGUGCUGUUCUACGAGCAGCUGAAGCGGCAGUUUGCUUCGAUGGCUCCAACGCGCUCUCCUACUAGUGACGGGACACCUCCGGCCAGCAUGUCUUCGUCGUCGAUCCAUUUUGUGUCAGGUGCUUCCGCUGCGGGCCUGGCGACAGCAAUUACCAAUCCGUUUGAUGCAGUCAAGACCCGGCUGCAGCUCAUGCCAUCCAAGUAUGGCAAUAUGAUGCGUGCGGUGAGGUUGAUGAUUCAGGAGGAUGGGGUGCGGAGUCUCUUUGGCGGACUGGGGAUUCGCAUGGCACGCAAGGCGCUCAGCUCGGCACUUGCUUGGACUGUCUAUGAGGAGCUCAUUCUCCGUGCUGAGAAGCGGUGGGCGGCAGAUCAGCAGAUGAACCUAUGA
Penicillium lagena is the source of this 1017-nucleotide messenger RNA. Its product is annotated as putative mitochondrial carrier protein. Gene Ontology annotation, cellular component: mitochondrial inner membrane; mitochondrion. The transcript is spliced from 2 exons. Gene Ontology annotation, biological process: glycine import into mitochondrion. The coding region runs from base 1 to 1017 and encodes 338 amino acids. NCBI's taxonomy places the organism in Eukaryota, Fungi, Ascomycota, Eurotiomycetes, Eurotiales, Aspergillaceae. Gene Ontology annotation, molecular function: glycine transmembrane transporter activity. The record is from RefSeq and is a predicted model, not a curated record.